This is a messenger RNA of Bicyclus anynana (squinting bush brown), 3047 nucleotides long. It is a transcript of the gene Drp, whose product is annotated as death-associated protein 1. Gene Ontology annotation, molecular function: death domain binding. NCBI's taxonomy places the organism in Eukaryota, Metazoa, Arthropoda, Insecta, Lepidoptera, Nymphalidae. The transcript is spliced from 2 exons. The record is from RefSeq and is a predicted model, not a curated record. Gene Ontology annotation, biological process: cellular response to amino acid starvation; negative regulation of autophagy; apoptotic signaling pathway. Bases 141 to 446 code for a protein of 101 amino acids.
UUUUAUCUGUAUGCAAAUUGUGCCCGUGUCAUUCUCGCGUCCUUACACGUUGUCAGUUUUGAGUUUUCGAUUAUUUAUCAAAUCUUAUCAGAUUUUAUACGUUGUACAGCUUUAAUAUUACUUCGUUAAACCAAUCAGCAAUGUCGUCUCCAGACGAGAGCUCCCAACUAAAAGCGGGCCAUCCACCCGCUGUUAAAGCUGGUGGUAUGAGAAUCACUCAGCACAAGGUGCCUCAUGCAAAAGAUAGUAAGGAGCCAGCCAAUGAGGACUUAACCGGUCUCGGCGGGCCAUCUGCAGUGCCGUCCAAUCCAGUGUCUAUCUCCGGAGCACCCAAUAGAGGCAACGCUGACUUCACGCCUCAAGCUGCUCAAGUCGCCCACAGUCCUAAGCCUCCAGUCCAUGUAAACGUUAAACCUAAUGCAAAUAUCCAACAGCCCAGAAAGUAGACUGAUUUGGAAGACCAGAAAUGCAUAUCAACGUCCACAGGCAUAGAGUAAAAGAUAGUAAACAGGUUUUAAUAACUGUCACAAGGUUUGUGUGGAGAGGCACUAGCUCAGGAGUUGUCACUAAAGGUCUCCCACGUUCAGGGAUGUCAAAUUAGUUUAAAUUGUUUGGAAAAAAGUAACUAAAGGUGUAAAUAUUGUUAUCAUCAAAUUCAAAGUUGCUUGUAGGAAGGGAUAAAUGUAGUUCUUUUAUUCCUGAUACAGGGUUUGGAAGUCAAACUGACUUAAUUUAUCUUGGUAAUGUUUGUUAAGAGGUAUCUCUAUCUUUUUCUUUAUGUCUGUGAUUUUUGUUGGGUGUUUUAUAUAAUGCAAGAUGAAGUGUAAAUAAAAUCACUUAUCUAGAGUUGGCUAUGCAAUUUUAAAACAUUGUGAAGACUUAUUUUCAUUUGGUUUGUUGAAAUUUUAUAUGAAAUAUAUAAUUGUUUAUUGUAACUCAAUAGCCCACAAUAAAAGAGGUGAUAUGUUAAAUCCCACUAUAAGAAGGCAAAUAUUCUUUUAAAAAUAGAGUUAAAAAUAUUUAUCACAUAUAAGUUCAAUAACCAGUAGAAUAAUUAAAACUAGGUCUUGUGAAAUUUCAAUACAACUUUAAUCAAUAAUGUACAGUUGUGUAAACAUUAUUAAUGAUUGUAAGUGUUGUGUACAUGAAUGUUAUGUUUACGGAUUAUUUCAUGUAGAAUGGUGCAGGUGGCAGUUCGUUUCACUCUUGAAAGUUUCGCGAUUCACGAUAAUAGUAUAUAUUAUGAAUGUCAUACAGGCGACUGUCACCAGACCCAUGCUAUCUGAAAAACACUGUAGUUGUGAAUUGUACAUUAAUUCUGUACUUGAAAGUGAUACAAGAUUUGUAGAAUUGUUUUGCAGUGCAUAUAUUUUUUCUUUUCACAACCACAAAAAGCAAACUCCAAAAUUACCCUGAAUUAUAGGAAGUAAAACUUUUGUUUUAACAGACUUGUCUUUGACUUCCUAGAUAAGGAAUUAUGAUUUAACCAGAUGUUCAAGAAUGAAUUGAAUUACAUAUUAUUUUGAUGGAGAAUUAUUAGUUAAAAUCUAGUUUCAAUACAAAAAAAAAUAUCAAGCAUCUAAUAAAAUGAUGACAUCAAAAUGUAUCUUUUUUAUGGGUUAAAAAAAAAUAUUUUGCUGAAUCAUGUUCGACAAGUUAAAAUCUCAAUUUUCCUUAAACUUAAUGGACAACCUUUAUGUUUUUGCUCUCAUAAAACACCUAACUUAAAUAAAUGUUCUGCAGUCUAGGAAUUAGUUUGCUAUAUUAAGAAUAAAGUCAAUAAUUUAUUUAUUGUCAUAUCUUUGAGUAAUACAUAUUUGGAUUUGAUGUUCUUGUUAUAACAACCUAAUCAUUAAUGGGCUAUCCUAAAAAUAUUCUUUCUAUUUUUCAUACUUCAGCUUAUAUUUUUUUAUUUUGUUUCUUUUUUUGAAGAAUUUUAUUUAUUGGUUGUGCAAUUUAAAUAAGACUAAAAACAUUUUUUAUUUUAGGUAACCAAAUUAUUUUUAGCUAUCUCUUCAACACUUGAUACUUUUCUAAUGUCUAUAGUAAAAGACUGCAUUGAGAAAUUAUUAAAAAAUAUAGACCAGAUCAGAAAUAUAAAUAAAAAAUCUUGGAUUGGGCGCGACACUACCUACUAUUUUUAGCAGUUUGUGCUUAGUAUGCUAAUGUUAGAAAAUAGUUCCUUUUUUUGCUGCAUAACAAGGUUUUUUUUUUAUUUUUUCUGGUCAGGCCAUGACCUGAACGGUACAAUGUGUUGAAAUGUCAGAUAUAAAUAAUAUUCAUACAAAAUUCGUUUUUUCACAUGUUCCUUGAAAAAUAUGAACAUCUGAAUUUCCCAGUUACCUUAUUUAUUAUGUAACAAAAGACCUGUGGUUUCUUGAUAGGUAUUCUAAGGUUUCUAAUUACAUACAUUAUGUAUUAUGGUAUUGUGCAAGACUAUCUCUAUGUUAAGGAUAAUAAAUAUAAUAAUACUUAAUUGAACAUGUUAUAAAUGUACUGAUAUUAUAACUAUAUCUAUGUUGGGAGAAGGAUGCUCAAACCUGUUUGGGAGAAGACUUAUAAUUGGCAACAUUUUAUAAUAAUGCCAUACUUGUGAUGAUAAAUUCCUCCCAAUUUGGUUUUAGUACAAGUGUUAUUGUUAUUUAAAUAAAUAAUAUUUUUUAACUCAGACCCUGUUUGAACACAUAGAAUAUAUUAACCGACAUUCCUGUAUGCAUUUUGUAAGUUAAUUGAUUAACUUGUGUAACUAUUUGAUUCAGUUCUACCAUAUCCAAAAAAGUUUAUGAAAAAAAAUAUAAAAUUAUUGUAGCAGAGAAAAUGUUUAAAAAGAUGCUAUUUUAUUAGGGUAAAUUGGUGCUAAAAUGUUUUUAUUGGUUGCAUUAUGUUAAUUUAACAUUCCCACGUGUUUUCAAUAAUAUAAAUUCAGUUUAAAUAAAAUGUUAAAAGCUAAGAUUGGUCGAAAUGUGUUGACAUUUGGGACCACAUGUUUUUUAAGGUUUCCUUUUUUUUAUUUUUCUUUUAGUUUUAAAUAAAAAUAUUAAAAUGUC